CGACUCCUCCAGCUCCAGUGGGACUGUUGUCAUGGUGACGCGUGUGCGCGGGCUGUGUAGCGCCCUGAAGUGCGCGCUAAAACACCCGGGAAAGACCCCGUUUACAAGCAUCAUUUCACCUGACAACACCGCACUCGACUGAGACACUGCACGCCUCACCGGGAGGACGAUCAUGAGAGGAAAUCUUUCAGUACAACAGCCAUUCCCACAGUAGAGCAUCUCAUGAGCGGCGGUUCUUCAGAGAUGUCUGCGCUGAGUGACUCUGGCUUUGAAGAGGAUCUUCACACUUCUCCAGCAGCGGCUUCAAGCGCCCGACUGACCUCAGACCUGCACGAGUGUGACUAUGAAGAGAGCUGCUUCAUCAUCCAGAGACACAACGAACUGCAGUUUCUGGCGCAGAACUGCCUCGCGCGACAACCGCAGAUUACAGCAGAGGCUCGCAGUAAACUGGUGAGCUGGCUCAUAGCAGUACACAGACAGCUCAAACUGUCUUUCGAAUCAUGCUGCUUGGCUGUUAAUAUCAUGGACCGUUUCCUGAUUACAACCUCAGUAGCUGCAGACUGUUUCCAGUUACUGGGAGUCACAUCUCUGCUGAUCGCCACAAAACAGGUUGAAGUGUAUUCACCUCGCAUCACACAGCUUCUGUCGCUUUGCUGCAAUACUUUUUCCAGAGAACAGCUGUGCAAUCUCGAAUGCCUGAUCCUUCUCAGACUCAAUUUCAGACUGGCUGCACCUACCCUUGCUUUCUUUCUGGACUAUUUCACCAGUCGCACAACUGGAUGUCAGACUGAUGAAGCCAUGGAUAAGAUGGUCAUUACACAGGAUAAACAUGUAUGGAAGGAGCAUGAGAAGAAGUGGAAAUGGUUGGCAUGCAAAGUAUGUGAACUGAGUUUGGCUGACUACACAUUUAACAAGUAUAUGCCGUCUGUGAUUGUGCUGUGUGCUAUGAAAGUGGCAAAAGAUCUGCUGAAGAAUUCAGUGCAGCCCACAGACAACGACGCUGGUUCAUCACAAACAUUGGAGUCUCUCUGUUUUCAAGAGUUUCCAACAUUUGAAGCUCAGCUUUUGUUUCAGCAAUGCACAGUAGAUCUGAAAUUGUUGGUUUCUCUUAAUCAAGAUGCAGUCCAGGACUUCAUAGCAUUAUAAAUCAUUAUAUUAGUUCAUUCCACAAAAUGAUCACAUUGACAAUUUGCUAAAACGUACUUAAGAAAUUCACCUGAAGAAAGUUAGCAAAAAAUGCAAAAUACUGUAGUGUACUGUUUUGCUAUGAAUCUGUAAUACUGUAGAUCUGUAAUACUCCAUAUGACUCAAAAAAGGGUGGAUUUAUAAUACACAUGAAACAACUUGUCAAGCUGUAUUUGUCCUAUAAUUUAUUUAUGCAAAAGUAAGGUUUUAUUUUAAAUGUAUGUGUACUGUAUGUAGAAUCCAACUUUUUGAA
Carassius gibelio (silver crucian carp) is the source of this 1438-nucleotide messenger RNA. RefSeq names its product cyclin-O protein B. Gene Ontology annotation, biological process: regulation of cyclin-dependent protein serine/threonine kinase activity; mitotic cell cycle phase transition. Gene Ontology annotation, cellular component: nucleus; centrosome; cytoplasm. Gene Ontology annotation, molecular function: cyclin-dependent protein serine/threonine kinase regulator activity. The coding region runs from base 223 to 1146 and encodes 307 amino acids. The record is from RefSeq and is a predicted model, not a curated record. NCBI's taxonomy places the organism in Eukaryota, Metazoa, Chordata, Actinopteri, Cypriniformes, Cyprinidae. The transcript has 3 exons.